Messenger RNA from Momordica charantia (bitter melon), 756 nucleotides. Its product is annotated as putative disease resistance protein RGA3. The record is from RefSeq and is a predicted model, not a curated record. Gene Ontology annotation, molecular function: ADP binding. Lineage: Eukaryota; Viridiplantae; Streptophyta; Magnoliopsida; Cucurbitales; Cucurbitaceae.
AUGGACUUUUGGCUUAAUUCCUAUAGACUUUUGGUGUGCAUGAAGUGUUUGAGGAAGAUUGUGAAAGUUGCAGUUCAUCUGUGGGUGGAAGAUCCCCAAGAUGUUGUUCAUGAAGCUGAUGAUUUGCUGGACGAGCUUGUUUAUGAAAAUCUUCGAUGCAAGGUGGAAAUCGGAAAAAUGAACAAGGUAUUGGGUGGACUUGGAAAAACAACUUUGACGCAGAUGAUCUUCAAUCAUGAGGCAAUUAAAGGACAUUUUGAUAACACUAUUUGGGUAUGCGUAUCUAAACCAUUUAUAAUCAUAAAUAUUUUGGAAGGGAUCUUUCAAAGUCUCACCAAGACUUCUAGUGGCUUGAACCAUAAAGGAGUUUUACUCGAGAAGAUCCAAAAAGAGAUGCAUGGUAAAAUGUAUUUUCUUGUGCUUGAUGAUGUUUGGAAUGAAGAAAGUGGUUUGUGGGAUGACUUAGGUGAUUGUUUAAAACAGAUUGCUGGAAAAUCUGGAAAUUGUAUUAUUGUCACCACAAGGAGUUUAGAGGUUGCAAACAUCGUAGGGACAGUUCCCAGUCAUCGUUUAAAAAAAUUAUCAGAUGAUCAAUGUUGGUUUUUGUUUAAGGAAAGUGCAAAUGCGAAUCGGCUAUCAAUGAAUCCAAAGUUAGAGAUUAUUCGAGACAUGUUAGUUAAAAAAAUUGGUGGCGUACCUCUAGUUGCAAAAGUUUUAGGAGGGGCGACAAAGUUAAAAAAAUUAGUGGUUAAAUAG